Molecule: messenger RNA, 3753 nt
Organism: Bombina bombina (fire-bellied toad)
Lineage: Eukaryota; Metazoa; Chordata; Amphibia; Anura; Bombinatoridae
Gene: NOX1
Product: NADPH oxidase 1
Exons: 13
Coding region: 353-2077 (574 amino acids)
Biological process (GO): superoxide anion generation; defense response
Cellular component (GO): plasma membrane; NADPH oxidase complex
Molecular function (GO): superoxide-generating NAD(P)H oxidase activity
Source: RefSeq, a predicted model, not a curated record
CCUUGUGUUCCGUUAUAUUGAACCUGUUCUUAAGUUGUGGAACCAGUCCAGGGAGAAUAUAGGAAUAUGAUGCAAAACUUGGGAGGAAGAGAAAGAGGCAGGAAAAAAAAAACAUGUUUUUUAUUUCCUCUUACAAAAUGCAGGGAAUUUACCUGAGUUAAGUGAUAAGGGAGUGACAAAUAUAGACAGAACAAAGACAAAGAGUGACUGCCAGGAAGGCAAACAGAGUGAAAUACACAGGAACGCAGCAGCUAGCUUAGACAGAAAGGUGCAGAGAGCAAGAGAGGAGAGUCGGACCUGGAUAUAUAAACCGUAUAGAGCGUAAAGGAAUAUAUAAGCACAAUCUCUCAAGAUGGGAAACUGGAUUGCAAAUAACUGGUUCUCAGCCCUGGUAAUGGUUGCCUGGCUGGGACUCAACAUUUUUAUCUUUGUACAUUUCUUCAUGAUCUUUGAGAAGGGGGGAAACUAUGCAUACACAAGGGUACUGCUGGGGUCUGCCCUUGCCUGGGCUCGUGGCUCUGCUGCUUGUCUCAACUUCAACUGUCUGCUGAUCCUGUUACCUGUGUGCAGAAACCUCCUGUCGUUUCUAAGGGGAUCCUGCUCGUGCUGUCGACGUUCAAUGAGGAAACAACUUGAUCAUAAUCUGGCAUUCCACAAACUCCUGGGAUACACAAUUGCACUUAUGACAGCUGUACACACUAUUGCUCACCUGUUUAACUUGGAAUGGUUUCAUGAUGCGGCACAGGAAGGGAAGAACACGCUACCAGGAAUGUUAUCUUCAGUUGGGGAUGAUGAUAAUGACUGGGUGAAUCCUUUCCGUUCUAAGACAGCGACUCCCUCUUCCAUGGCAUUUACCACAAUUGCUGGGGUGACCGGUGUGGUUAUCACGCUAGCAUUGAUUCUCAUGAUUACUUCAUCCACUGAGUUUAUCCGGAGAUCUUACUUUGAGGUUUUCUGGUACACACAUCACCUCUUCAUUUUGUUUUUCGCUGGUCUUUUAAUUCAUGGAGUGGGACGUUUAGUAAGAGGUCAAACAUCAGACAGUAUGGAGAGCAACCAGUAUGAAAAGUGUGCCAAAUCAUUUUCUAAAUGGCAGAGGAUUAGUAGAGAUGGUGAGGAAGAUGAUGACGAAGACCAUGAUGAUGACAAAUGUUACAUGCCCAGUUUUCGGGGUAACCCACCAGCGACCUGGAUGUGGAUUUUAGCUCCAAUAAUCCUGUACAUUUUGGAGAGGAUCAUCAGAUUUUUUCGGUCUCAGCAGACAGUUGUCAUUAGAAAGGCUGUCAGCCAUCCCUCCAAGGUCCUGGAAAUCCAGAUGCAGAAGCGUGGCUUCCGGAUGGAAGUGGGGCAAUACAUUUUUAUUAACUGCCCCUCAAUUUCAGCACUGGAGUGGCAUCCAUUUACAAUGACCUCAGCCCCAGAGGAAGAUUUCUUCUCUGUACACAUUCGAUCUGCUGGAGACUGGACUGAGAAACUGAUUGACUUGUUUCAGCAACAGGCAGACAACCCUCCAAAGUUGUCAGUGGAUGGGCCCUUCGGUACAGCCAGUGAGGAUGUCUUUCAGUAUGAAGUCAGUAUGCUGGUCGGUGCAGGCAUUGGGGUCACACCAUUUGCUUCCAUCUUAAAAUCAUUAUGGUACAAAUUCCAAAAUGAGGAUCAGAGGCUGAAAACUAAGAAGAUUUAUUUCUACUGGAUCUGUCGGGAAACUGGAGCCUUUGCUUGGUUUGCUGACCUCCUACGUUCUUUAGAACAGGAGAUGAUUGGCUCAGGGAAAGAGGGAUUCCUCAAUUACAGACUUUUCUUGACCAACUGGGACAGUACCCUGGCAGGACACGCCACCAUUAACUUUGAUGUAGCCAUUGAUUCAGUAACCGGACUGCGGCAAAAAACAAGCUACGGGAGGCCUAACUGGGAGGUGGAAUUUUCCAAGGUCGCAGACGUUCAUCCCUGGUCUACGGUGGGUGUGUUCCUUUGUGGCCCCGUUGUCCUUGGUAAAACCUUACAGCAGUGCUGCCACCAAUACUCCAGCAUGGACCCACGAAAAGUUCAGUUUUACUUCAAUAAAGAAAAUUUCUGAGUCAACAAUUGAAAAAGGUGACACAGCAAUAGAACAUUGGAAACAACACACAAUGCAUGGGAGAUGAAGACAAGAUGAGAUGCACAUGGACUAGAUACAUUGGCCCAUCACAAUAUAUACAUGCAAUUAUGCUAAAACAUUUCUCUUACAUGAAGGGAAUAUGGUAGGACAUGGGACACAUUGUCCCAAAAUAAUAAUUAAAAAAAAACACUAGAGAACAAAAUGGACACAGGAAGCAGUACUUGUCAACCAGAAGGCUAUUGAGAGGAUGCUGAAAACAUGAAGAUAUGUGACCUUAAAAAUGACAGGACGCUUGGGCAGUAUAUGAAGAAAAGGCAUUUUGCUUUAUGGCUCCCAAACCCCUAGAGAAGGGAUGGUAUUAUUCUUUAUUAACCCAGUAUGGUGUUCUCUUAGAUUUCCCAGCUACUUUGCAUAUUUAUUUACUGAUAUUUGUAUCCACUUAUGAAGGAAUCUAAAUGUAAAUAUUUAGUUGGAUUAUAAAAUAUAGGGACAGGCAGACUAGCCAGGGUCCCUGGGCAAAAAGUAGGGAAGGACCUCCUAAAGCCUCCCUACCCCCCCCCCCCCAUGCCCUACCUUGCAUCCUAUGCUCUUCCCUCACCCCACCGCCUCCCUGCCCCGCAAGAAGUAAGGCAUCCAACCUCUAGGGCCGGACCCCAAACUCCAAGGCCCCCCCAUAUUCCAGAGCAACCCCUGAUCCAGAAACAGGGCUCCCCAUUCUAUGCCCAAGUAUAGGCCCCACACCAGAGAUACCAAGUGAACAAAGACAGGGUCCUCGUUCCUGGUCCUAAAUGCUUGGCCGCUCAGUCCGCCCCCGAUAAGAUAUUUUUUGCAGCGCUGCAACUGCCUCAUCUAUAACAAAAAACUGCCAAAUCCAGAAAGACCACAUUCAACAGAAGAGAAUUGAAAUAACACCUUGUUCCAAAAGGAACACAUGAUUUUACUCAUUUGUGUGGCAGUAUUAUUCUUUGGGAGCAAAGUUAUUCAUCAAGUGGCCUUUCUUAUCAAUGGAACAUUAAAUUAUUAUUUUUUUGUUGUAACUAAAAUAGGUUAUUUUAAAAUGCAUAGUUUUUUUAAUGGGUUUCCUGCGUUGAAUAAAAGUAAUUUGUAUUUUCAUACACAUAAAAGCUUGUCUCUAUCCACCAAAAGAGAUGUUUUUAUGAACAACAGAAAGUGGCAAUAUUUUAUCAUUGGGGAAGUUACAGACUUUGAUUUUUGUUCUUUCUAGGGAAGUUUUUUCUUCACAAAAGCAAGAGGUAUUAAAUAACCCUAUAUCUAUAUGUGAGCUCAGGUCAGUCAAUUAGUCGUUCUGGCACUAAGCUUUUCUCACCCAAAUACCUGGUUUAUCCCAAGCCCUCAAUAAUAAGAUUUAGACAACCCUGGUCAAAUUUAAUAGGAGGAAAACUAGAAAAAUACCUUUAUACUAUUUGAAUCUGCUAAAAUAAAACUUUUUACCUGUACUGGCAUAAAAAUCAUUAUGCGAACACAAUACAAAUUUCAGACUUUAUUGCCUAUUCUGUUACUGCCAAUGCAAAUGAACUAUAUUCCUUUUGUAGCCAGAACAAAUGUUAUGUUUUGAAUGUUCUUUUUAAAUUUUUUGUAUUAAAAAGUAUUAAAAAUAUGUAUAUAUAAUAAAAUUAUUAAUAUUAUAAAACGGC